Molecule: messenger RNA, 2648 nt
Organism: Gasterosteus aculeatus aculeatus (three-spined stickleback)
Lineage: Eukaryota; Metazoa; Chordata; Actinopteri; Perciformes; Gasterosteidae
Source: RefSeq, a predicted model, not a curated record
AUGUGGGCAGAAACAAGGUGGGAGAGCAAGGUCAAAAGUGUUGAGCCCAUGAGGUACCACGGAGUUGCCGUGAGAGAGGCUUUAAUUGAGCCAGCCGCUGCAGAAGGGAUCAAAGAAACUAUCGAGGGCCUCAUCAAAUCAGGUGUAUUGGAGCCCUCACAGUCCGCCUGGAACAUGCCCAUUCUUCCUGUAGAAAAGACAGGGACUGGUAAAUAUCGCAUGGCACAUGACCUCAGAAAAAUAAAUGACAGACUGGUAACCACUACAGUACCUGUCCCAAACCCGUACACUACAUUGACUAGUCUGACACCGCAACAGCAAUGGUUCACUUGCAUUGAUUUGGCGAACGCGUUCUUUUGCCUGCCGCUACACAAAGACUUACGGGAUGUGUUCUCAUUCACGUAUGAAAACAGACAGCUGCGUUAUACUCGGCUACCACAAGGGUUCGCGCUUUCGCCAGGUAUCUUUAACCAAGUGUUGAAACAAGCGUUAACAGGGUGUCCCCUGCCAGACGGCACGACAUUGAUCCAAUACGUGGACGACAUCCUCCUCGCAUCCACUUCAGCGGAAACCUGUUUGGAAGCAACAGACACCGUCCUACGCCGGUUGGCCGAAACAGGUUUUAAGGUCAUUAAGUCUAAGUUGCAGGUCGCCAGACGACAGGUUUCAUUUUUAGUUAGAGUACUGUCGGGAAGUGGCUCAGGGCUCUCGGCCGCUCACAGGUCCAGUAAACGAGAAAGGAUGCGAAAUCUCACUGCUGAUCUCAAAUGGGACCAAAGAGCGGAGGAGGCGUUUAUCAAGCUAAAAACAGAACUGGCACAGGCCGCGGACCUUGCAGUACCGGAUUACAGCGCGCCGUUUUACCUGGAUGUUUCUGAAACAAUAGGGGUUGUUAAUGGGGUUUUGUUUCAGAAAAAGGGGGGUGGUAAAAGGAAGGUGCUUCUGUAUAGCAGUGUCAUGUUGGAUACGAUGGAAAAACUACACCAUGAAUGCACACAACACGCAGCAGGGGUUGCAAAGCUUGUAAUGAAAACAGCACACAUUGUCAUGGGCCAUCCACUACAUGUGCUAACAACACAUAGCAUAGUAGCUUAUGUAAAUUCACAAACUUUUACGAUGAUGUCACUAAGACAAAGAAGGCUGAGUAAGCUGUUAGAAGCUCCAAAUCUCACCUUCACACAUGAAGGCAUCAACAUGGCUGAUCACAUGGAAAAGGAAGAACCACACCAGUGUGAAUAUAAGGUGGAACUGGAAGCAAAAGUGCGAACAGACUAAAAAGGCACACCACUGACACACUCUGAUUGGCAAUUGUUCACUGAUGGCAGCUGCUUUAGACAUCCACAGAAGGGGUUGCAGUCGGGAUACGCGGUAGUCAGAAGCCAUGGGGCAGGGACAGAGGUUCUGGAAGCAGAAAGGAUCCAGGGGAGUCAGUCAGCUCAAAGAGCGGAGGUACUUGCAUUUAUAAGAGCAUUACAGCUGGCAGAAGGGAAGGCAGUAAACAUCUAUACUGACUCGGCGUAUGCAGUAGGAGCAGCUCAUGUGGAGCUGGGACAGUGAGGUUUUCUGAUGGCUGGAGGAAAACCAAUUAAACAUGCACAAGAAAUGAAAGAUUUGGCAGCAGCCUUGGCUCUACCUAGCACCGUGGCUAUUAUUAAGUGCAAAGGACACGAGAACUCCGAACGCUCGGAAUGGUGGCCAAGGGAAACCAGGCAGCAGACCAAGCUGCAAAACAGGCUGCAGGUUACCAAAUCGGGCUCCAAAUGCCAGAAAUGGGGGUGUGUCAUUGACUAUACUGACAUGAUCACACGACACGAAGGAAAAAGGUAUCUCCUAGUAUGCAUGGACGCCCUGACCGGCUGGCCAGAGGCAUGGCCCACGAAAGAGGAGGAUGGCAAAUCGGUGAUCAAAUGUCUAGUAAACCAUUACAUACCAAGACACGGGUUUCCAGAAAAGAUCAGGUCGGAUAAUGGCACCCACUUUAAAAAUCAAGACCUGCAAGAAGUGGAAAAGAUGCUGGGCCUGAAACACGCAUUUGGUACAGUAUAUCACCCACAAUCCCAAGGCAAAGUAGAACGCAUGAACCAAAACUUGAAACAAAAAUUGGCUAAAAUCUGUGCACAGACAAAUUUAACCUGGGUUCAAGCGCUCCCACUCGCGUUAAUGGCCAUUAGAAGCUCAGUAAAUCAGGGUACAGGUUUCACGCCGUACGAACUGACCACCGGAAGACAGUUCCCUGGACCCAGUGCCGGCCUGGAGCUUAGGCCCAACCCGGAAACUCCGCCAGGUGAGUAUGCAAGUCAUUAUAACGAACUACGAGCUCUCGUUUCAGAUUUUGCGGAUCAGGUGCAAGACAAAACAGGGGAUCAGAACGCCCACAACCCCCACACGGCAGCCUGGGUCCUCCUGAGGGUCAUUAAGAGAAAGUGGUCAGAGCCGCGGUGGACAGGAUCGUACCAGGUGGAGGAAAGAACCUCACAUGCAGUGAGGCUGAGAGGGAAAAGUUAUACCUGGUACCACUGGAGCCAGUGCGCCACCGCAGAGGAACCAGCUCGCACUCUCCAGGACGUCCUGAAGGAUCAGGAGCAAGAGGCGGCAACGGGCACCGGAGGGUCCCCAAACGCACUCUCGACGGACAGUUGACCGACAGA